AUGCCAGUGGAAGCAGCAGACAGCCCAGAAGUCCCCUGUCCUGUUAGGCGCAGUGGGAGACAGCCUAAGCGCACUGACAAACUUGAAGAGUUCCUCUCCACUGCCAAAAGAGCCGCAAGAAAGAGUGCCCCUCCUAGUCUUGAAGGUGGGGAUCCUCCUUCACAAACUCCAACAGAUGCUGAAACAGCCUCUGAGGCAAGCUGUGAUGGAAGUACUGAAGCAAAGGCAGAGUCUCCGGAGCGGAGAACAAGGAGUGGAGCAAGAAAGCAGUAUCAGAGGAAAACACAAGGACUAAGGCAAACCAGAAACAGAAGUGAAGCGGUUGCCAAAGAUGAGGCUAGUUCUGGGAAUGAAGAGGAGAGCAAAGAGGAAGAACCAUCCCAAACUCAAGAUAUUGUUAAACCAGAACCCGCUGAAGAUGGUCAAACUAUUCUUAAUAACACUAAUGUCAUAGAGCCACCGAUGGCAACACAGACAGGGCCUCCCCCCGUACAACAGACUGCACCUCCUACCGCACCACAGGCAGUGCCACAGACUACACCUUCCACAGUGCCACAGAUGCCUCAGAUGCCUAUCUGCAAGAAGGAAGACAAAAACAGCAAGGAACCAAUCAAAACUGAAGAUGAAGUAUCCGAUAAGCCUGCAGUAUUGGUAAAACGUGGGCCCAUAAGAACAUAUAUCAAUAAAAAAAGAGCUGCUAGCAAGAACACUACUCCUGUUAAAAGCGCAUCCCCUGCAAACAAGGCUACCAGCACAAAAGAAAACAACAAACGAGCCUCAACAACAGGCAAGCCCCAGAAAGAAGAGCUGGAAGACUCCUCCUCUACUUCUACUACCUCCUCUUCAGACGACUCUGAUGAUGGAGGCUAUGACCCAAAUGCGCUCUACUGCAUCUGUAGACAAAAACACAAUAAACGGUUUAUGAUUUGCUGUGAUCGAUGUGAAGAAUGGUUUCAUGGCGAUUGCGUUGGCAUCACUGAAGCUCGGGGGCGACUAAUGGAGAGAAAUGGAGAAGACUAUAUUUGCCCAAAUUGUACUGUGAAGAAAAGCCAGCUUGUGAGACCCGCAACAUCUGCUUUGUCUACAAGCUGUACCAAACCAAAGGCUGUGAAUGACACUCCUGCCUCUGUCACGUCUCCUGAACAUGAGCCUUCUAAGGACCUUGUGCCCACCAAUCAGACUGGCCAGCUCCUACAAGCCACUCCACUCUCAGCAUUGUCUACAGUUGAAGAGAAGUCUGUAGACGAUCUGGGAAUCAAGGGGAGGAUAGAGAAGGCUUCUAAUCCCACAGGAAAAAAGAAAAUAAAGAUUUUUCAACCGCAGGUAAUGCAGUUGGCGGCGGAACUCAAAGCUGAGAAGUUGGCUGCAGUAUCCAAGGUCGAGCCCAAAGCCCCACCGAACGUUGACGACAGAGUAGCUUCAAAUGUGGAUGCGGAUUCAACGACGGCUACUGAGGAGCAGGCUUCGGACAAAACUGACGAUGCUGCCCCCAAAUGUAUAGGACCUGGAUGUGAAAAGAAUGCCCAGCCUGACUCGGUUUAUUGUGGAAAUGACUGCAUCCUGAGACAUGCCGCUGCCACCAUGAAGUCUAUCUCUGAGCCCAGUCAGAAGGACAAGACCAAGCCUCAAAAGUCGAAAACCAAGAGUGCCACACAUGGUAAGAAAAGACGCAAGAUGGAAAGUGAUGAAGACUACAGUCCGGAUUCAGAGGAUGAGGAUGACGAAGACGCUCAUGCAGAGGAACAGCCCCCCCCUCCUUCCACUGCAUCCUGGUCCAGUGACCAUAAUUACAUUGCUGCCACUCCAGAAAAGACUACAUCUAUAUCAACUACAGUGUUAAACAAAACGUCUCCACCAACGCUCCCUGAGAACGAACCGAAAGUGAAGCAGGUUCAGACGGCACCUGAGACACCUGCCACUCCCGUUACUCCAGUCAAGCCAAAGAAAUCAUCCUCUCCACCCCCCAAGACCUCAAAGGGUUCAUCCAAGAGUAAAAAGUCAAGUCGUGAAUCCAGCAGCUCAAAAGCCUCAAAGAAACCUGUAACACCGCCAAACAAAACUAAUUCCAAGUCCAAAAAAGGCAGCCCUGCCCAGAGCCCCUCGACGCACCCUGCUGGGCCCAUCCAUGUCACAGGAGCUCUGAGAGUCUCCAAGUCCAACUUCACCAUACCCAAAAAGCAGCCGCAACAAAAGGACACUCGGCAACCAACUCGAUCGUCGUCCUCACCCUCCAAAAACGCCACCUCUUCAAGUUCUUCUGCUCACCACCAUCACUCAUCUGCCUCGAGACACGCUCAUUCCAGCUCCUCACCUGCACCACCUGCAGCUCCCGUGCCUCCUCCACCCAACAACCAGAUGAGACAGAACAUAAGGCGCUCACUGACGGACAUCCUGUAUAAGAGGGUGAGCGACAGUGACGAUUUGAAAAUGGGAGAGAGUGAAGUGGGAAAGCUUGCAUAUGCCAUUGAGAGAGAAAUGUUUAACCUGUGUCUAAGCACUGACAGCAAAUACAAGAACAAGUACAGAUCUCUCAUGUUGCACCUGAAAGAUCCCAAAAACAAAGGCUUGUUUUACAGGGUUGUUGGAGGAGAGGUUACUCCUUUCAGACUUGUGAGACUAAGUUCAGAAGAGCUGCUCUCAAAGGAGAUAUCAGAGUGGAGGAAGACAGAGGUUUCUGAGUCUCCAAGAUCUAAACACAGACACGGCUCCACCUCCCGUAGCAUGGACCUGGAGGAUGCUCCUCCUGCAUCAGACGCAGAUGUAUGUAUCGCUACUUCCACUUCCUCCUCUCGUUUGGCUUCUUCUGCUGAUGAUGAUUCCAGCACGACACAACCAGGUUCCUCUUUGCCGUCAGCUGAAGGGGGAAACAUGCCUGAUAUUUUCACCAGUAUGCUCAAAGACACCACUUCAGAACAUCGGACUCACUUGUUUGACCUCAACUGUAAGAUUUGUACAGGUCAAAAAAAAGAAGAAGAGUUGGCAGUGAAGAAGGAAAAACAGAUGAGAAAAGAGACAAAACCUUUGAGACAAGAACCGACCCCCACAAGGACUGGAGAGGCAUCACCCGCACCCCAAGCCCAGCCUUACCAACACCAAGAGGCCUAUACCUACCAACCCACUCCCAUUGUGUACAAGCCAGCCAACGUGGACCUUCCAAUACCAGAACAGCCAUUGCCAGUUCACCAGGAAGACCCCAGUCUCUUAGUGCCACCUGUGGCUGCCGCUUCUGUGUCUCCUGCUGUCUCCUCUGUGACCAUCACUCGCAGGGACCCUCGGAUGGCCCGGCAUGGCUCUGCUGCAACUGCUCCAGACAAACCGCCAACUAACAAUGCAACAGAGACUAUACUGCCGUCUGUCUCUGUUCCUGUGGAUCUGGGGACAAAAGUUGCUUUACCAAUGCCCCCCGCACCCCCACCUGCUAUGGCUGUGACUAAAACAGUUAAAGCAAACUCUGAGCCACCACCUGAAGGAGAAACUGCAAUCUUCCUUCACGGGCAAGAAAAGAUCUGGAAAGGAAUUAUGGAAAUGGAAAAAGUAGCAAGAUUUGUGACCAAAGCUUUCCUUGUGUCUGGAUCCUUUGAACAUCUUAAAGAGGAUUUGCCGGAUGUUAUUCACAUAGGCGGUAGAAUACCUCCUCAUACUGUGUGGGACUACGUUGGGAAACUUAAAACCUCAUUGACCAAGGAGCUCUGUUUGAUUCGCUUCCACCCAGCCACAGAAGAAGAGGAGGUGGCCUAUGUCUCACUGUAUUCGUAUUUUAGCAGCAGGAAGCGAUUUGGGGUAGUUGCCAACAAUAAUCGUCGCAUCAAAGACCUAUAUCUUAUCCCACUUAGCUCAAAAGACCCAUUACCACCAAAACUACUGCCCUUUGAUGGUCCAGGACUUGAGCCAGCCCGCCCCAACCUCCUCCUUGGACUGUUGAUCUGUCAGAAAGACAGGAAACGUGCAGAUCCCAUUGUGAAGCAGUUUGCACUAUCCAAAGACAAGGAUAUGAUUGAGGAUGAUGAUCGACCUUACGAUCCAGAAGAAGAGUAUGACCCCAGCAACGAUGCUCCUGAAGAAUUGGAGUCUGCUCAUGAACCAGACACAGCAAAGUCUGAGGACACAAUGAAAAGUGAGACACUCCCCUUCAUUAUGGAGUCUGUCAAGGACGAGGUGUCCAUUCCUUUGUUAGGAGAGGAACUGGAAGCUGAUAUGGAGGCCAUGGACCUCCUCCAAUGCAAGGGGCUGCUGUCCAACCGUUUGGCCCGCCACCUCCUGGAACUUUCCCGUCCUAUCCCAACCAGUGGUCUGCCUCGCAACCCCCCCUUCAACAGUUGCCUCCUGGUCCUCCUCCAAACAUGA
This is a messenger RNA of Knipowitschia caucasica, 4344 nucleotides long. NCBI's taxonomy places the organism in Eukaryota, Metazoa, Chordata, Actinopteri, Gobiiformes, Gobiidae. The record is from the annotation of a GenBank genome assembly.